Molecule: messenger RNA, 951 nt
Organism: Urocitellus parryii (Arctic ground squirrel)
Lineage: Eukaryota; Metazoa; Chordata; Mammalia; Rodentia; Sciuridae
Gene: Paqr5
Product: progestin and adipoQ receptor family member 5
Cellular component (GO): membrane
Molecular function (GO): signaling receptor activity
Source: RefSeq, a predicted model, not a curated record
AUGCCAAGAGUGUUCCAUGAGCGGGGCAUCCUCUUUGGCUACCGGCAUCCACAGAGCUCCGCCACAGCCUGUGUCCUCAGCCUUUUCCAAAUGACCAAUGAGACCCUCAACAUCUGGACUCACUUGCUGCCCUUCUGGUUCUUUGUGUGGAGGUUUGUGACAGCACUAUAUGUGACAGACAUCCAGAAUGAUACCUAUUCAUGGCCUCUGCUUGUGUACAUGUGUACCAGCUGCGUGUACCCUCUCGCAUCCAGCUGUGCACACACCUUCAGCUGUAUGUCCAAGAAUGCCCGGCACAUCUGCUACUUCCUGGACUAUGGUGCCGUCAACCUCUUCAGCCUGGGCUCAGCCAUCGCCUACUCUGCAUAUACGUUUCCUGAAGCGCUGGUGCAAACCCCCUUCCAUGACUACUACAUAGUGCUGGCYGUGCUGAACACCAUCCUCAGCACCGGCCUUUCCUGCUACUCCAGGUUUCUUGAAAUCCAGAAGCCCCGUCUCUGCAAGGUGCUUCGCGUCCUCGCCUUUGCUUACCCUUACACCUGGGACUCCCUGCCCAUCUUCUACAGGCUCUUCCUGUUCCCAGACGAGGACAUUGAAAAUGAAGCCACCUUGUACCACCAGAAGCACGUUGUCAUGACCCUCCUGGCCUCAGUUUUGUAUUCUGCACACCUGCCCGAGUGCCUGGCCCCUGGAUGCUUUGACUACAUUGGUCACAGCCACCAGCUGUUUCACGUGUGCGUGAUCCUGGCCACACACCUGCAGAUGGAAGCCAUACUUCUGGACAAGACUCUAAGGAAGGAGUGGCUCAUGACCGCCUUCAGGCCCUUCUCUUUCUCUCAGAUAGCUGUAGCCGUAAUGCUGUGCCUCAUCUUCAGCCUCAGCAACAUAAUUUAUUUCUCUGCUGCUCUGUAUCGGAUUCCUGAGCCAGAAUUACAUAAAAAAGAAACAUGA